Molecule: messenger RNA, 1353 nt
Organism: Brettanomyces bruxellensis
Lineage: Eukaryota; Fungi; Ascomycota; Pichiomycetes; Pichiales; Pichiaceae
Exons: 1
Coding region: 1-1353 (450 amino acids)
Cellular component (GO): Golgi apparatus; plasma membrane; endoplasmic reticulum
Source: RefSeq, a predicted model, not a curated record
AUGGCAUUGUCAGGGCUGGGGUCAGAACUUAGACACAGACAUAAUGAACAGAAUGAAAAUAAUGAUGUAGGAGCUGCUGAUCAGAUGGAAGAGGAAGAUGAAAUCUCAGAUUCAGAUGUCGAAGAAGAAAAACCAAAGAGUCGAAGACCAAAGGAAAACCCCUUUACACAGCAAAAAUUAAAGGCCGUUCACCCCAUUCUCACUCCAAAGAACGUGAUUCCCGCAUUAAUAAUAUUAGCUGUUAUAUUUUUGCCCUUAGGAGGAGCGAUGCUUUACGGAGCCAAUAAGGUGGAAGAUCUAGUGAUCGACUACUCACAAUGUGAAAAGAAGGCAAGCUCGAGUUACUUUAGUGAAAUUCCAUCUGACCAGUAUGAAUUCCAUUUCCACAAAAUCAUCGAUAUCAAACCUCAAUGGAAGCUUGCCACAAAUACAUCAUCAACAUGGGAUAACUAUCCGGAUGACCGGAGUAUUUGUCAAAUACAAUUCCAGAUUCCCGAUGACAUUGGCCCGGCUGUGUUUUUCUUCUACAGAUUAAAGAAUUUCUACCCAAACCAUCGAAGAUUCGCAACUUCGUUUAGCGAGGACCAACUCACAGGAAAGCAGGCAACUGUAAGCGAUAUUAAGGAUACCGUGGGUCAGAAUUGCGAGCCCCUUUCUGUUGACUCGAAGACGGGGAAAAUCAUUUAUCCAUGCGGCUUAAUUGCCAACUCCUUAUUCAACGAUACUUACAGCGACAGCUUAUCGGCAGUUAACGGCACCUCCGGAGACUAUGCACUGUCAAAAAGUGGAAUUGCCUGGAAAUACAACAGCCAGAGAUAUAAGAAGACAACGUACGAUGCCAGUGAUAUAGUGCCACCUCCUAACUGGGUGAAAAUGUUCCCAAACGGCUAUACAAAUGAUAAUAUUCCUGAUAUUUCGAAGUGGGAGAACUUCCAGAACUGGAUGUCACCGGCUGCCUUAACUCCAUUUUCCAAGAUGUUUGCAAGAAAUGACGAUUCAACCUUGAAGAAGGGCUUAUACCAGAUCAACGUGGGUCUUCAUUUUCCAGUUCUUCCUUACAAUGGCCAUAAGUACAUAUACUUGUCAACAAGGUCUGUGAUUGGAGGAAGAAAUUCUUUCUUGGGAAUAUGCUGGAUGGUCGGAGGUGGUCUUUGCAUUGCUUUGGCAGUUUUAUUCAUUAUAAUGCAGAUACUUCAUCCUCGUAAGUUGGGAGAUUCAUCUUUAUUAUCAUGGAAUAACCAAGAUUCUUCUUUCGAGAAUCAAACGGGGAAGAAUGAGACAGCAGAGCCAAAAAGUUCUUCGGGCACAGGAACUGCAAAGGAAUCAUCUUCAUCUUCUUCAGGAGUUCAUUAG